GCAGUAGAGAGAGCAGCCGAUUUCCCCGGCCCGGCCCAAACUCCCCAAAGCCACCGCUUUUGGUUUGCUUUCUCCCUUCCCUCCGGCCGGCGCCGCCACCACCCACCGUCCCACCCAUGGCGCUCGCCGCCCUCGAGAGCUGCUUCCGCGCCGUCCCGCCGGAGGCCGUCGCCGCCGUCGUCGACUGCGUCCUCGCCUCCUCCUCCCCCUCCGCCUCGCCCUCCGAGCUCUUCCGCUCCCUCCUCGACUCCUUCCCCAAGGCGCAGGACGGCGGCCACGGCCAUGCCGCCGCCCUCUCCCACGCGGCCGCGCUGUGCCAUCUGCUCCCCCGCGUCGGCGGCGACCCCGGGGACGCCCUGCGCGCGCUGCUCUGGGGGGUCUUCCUGCCGCUGCUCCGCCGGGAGGACGCCCAGCCCGGCCGGCUCCAGCAGCAGGCGGCCGCGCUCAUGUGCGACGCCGUCUCCCGCGCCCGGUCCUGGGACCUGCUCGGAGCCACCGUCCUGCCCUUCUGCGUCCGGUCCUGCGCCGCCGCAAUGGCUCUGCCCACCACCCACCAGUAUGACGGCGACGAAACCACCGUCUACCGCUACCACUGGGCCGCCGCCGCCGCCGCCGCGGAUGGUGGGCUGUCAGGGGAGGCCGGGCUGCUGCCGCUCUCCAGGGCCACCGCGCUCUUAUCGUCGUUGCUCGGAGACGCGCUGAAGAGGAGAAGGGAGGCCCAUGAGGAGGGCGCCGACGCUUCCCUUGAUGCACUGGUGCAGAAUUUGACCUGGGACCUGUCCAGGCUUGUGCUCAACAUGUUUGACCUCGGCCAAGAGUAUCGGUCCUGCGCCACCCGGGUCCUCCUGCAGCCUCUGCUGGCUUCACUAGCAGAUGUUUCUUGCGUCACCGUCGAGUUCGGUGCGGUCCAGCUUAAACUAUCUAGGUCCGGUUUCUUGGAGUCCAUUUGGAACUCCUGUGUCUCUCUGUUCUCUCUUGGCCGCCCUGAGCGGCUGGAUGCGUACGAUAUACUCUCUCUGUACUUCUCGGUGUUGAAAUCGGGACAUCAGGGUGCUAUCCUAGGAACUGCUGAUGAGGUCCAGAACUUUGAUCUGAGGAAUGUCACUGAGUUUUGGGAUGAACUGCGCAGGGGGCUGGUUGACAAGGAUUCUUCAGUAAGGAAGCAGGCCUUUUACGUCUUGAAAACAUCGCUAAGCAUAUUUUCUUUCGGAAAUGACGGGAGCCAGCGAUGCUCUGGCAGGAGCCCAGCUGCUUUGCCUGGUCAAGACAAAUCAAAUGCCGCUGUGACAAAAAAAGAAAGGUGGGCUAACAAAGAGGCCAAAUCCCUAGGUGUUGAAGAAAUCAAGCAAUCAGAUGAGCACUGUUCAAGUGGUCAGGACCGAUGGAAGGUCUUUCUGUUACUCUAUGAGAUGCUCCAGGAGUUUGGGACACAUUUAGUUGAGGCAGCCUGGACACACCAGGUACUGUUAUUGUUUGAGUCUACACCACAGAGUGACUAUUUGGAUCACAUAUCAUACAGAGCUUUUCAUGCUCAGAUGGAAUCCGUGGAAGGGAUUUUCAACUGGAUGGCGGUACUGUGGGAGCGUGGGUUUACUCAGGAUAAUCCUCAAGUGCGGUGCCUGGUAAUGCAAUCCUUUUUGGAUAUUGAAUGGGAGCGUUACAAAGGCUACGCCCAAAUGGUCCCUAGAGGCUUUGUUCUUGGCCCUCUCAUACGUGGUUUGAAUGAUGUAGUUCAUCAUAAGGAUUUUGGUGUUGGUGGUGUCUAUAAUUCAGAAGCCAUAAAAGGUGCAGAGAGGUUUUUCAGCAAUUAUGCCCAGAAAUUGACGAUACGUGAGCGUUUACAUCUGGUUUGGAGUCUGGCAUCUGCUGCUAAACAAGAUUCAUUUGGCCGACCAGGAUUAAUGACUCUUGCAUUCUGUAUCGCGUCAUGCGCUUGUCAGUCAGAUACACAUGACUUACCAUGUGGGUCUGCUGUCAACGAAUUGGCAAAGUGCAAUGGAGAUACAUCUAUAGCAGUCAAUACUGCGGAUCUUUUAGAUGCCUUAUGGAUUCUUAGUGAGAGGAGUAAACACCACUUUAAUCCAAAGUAUCGCCUAAAAGUUUGUGAACAGGUUAUCAAAGCCGUAGCAUCGUUGACAAGUGCAGCUGAAAUUCCACUCAAUCAGCUUUUCAAUUUCAUUUCUACAAUACCUCGAGAGUGUACUGAUUCUACUGGACCACUGAGGGGUACAGUCCAGAAAUGGCUUCUUCAGAAAAAAGAAUGUUCUGAGAGGAACACUUUGUUGGAUGAGCUUAUUGAUUUCCCAACCACCUUCAUGAAGCACACAUGCAUAGAGGGGUCGUAUUUAUAUGAUGACGAGGAUGUGGGUGCAUGGGAAGCUGAAGCACGGAGGUGGGCCAGGACCCUUCUUCUUGUAACCUCAGAGGAACAUCAUUUCAAGCAAAUAUUUACGUUCCUGGAGAAAUGUGGUAACAAGCUUCCUGAACAUUCUUCAACGAGAAAAUGCGCUGACGUGAAGUUUUUUAUCAUCAUUAUAUGCUUGAUCGAGGAGCUUCAAGUGAGACAGAAAAAGCUUGUUCACCAAAAUAAUGCCAUCGCCGGUGAAGGUUCAGAUACGACAAAUGGAUUAGAGCACCGUGUUCUCACCCAGAUGUUUGAAAAAUUAUUGCUUUCAGUUCUGGAAAAUAUGGUGGUCUACAGCAAGCAAUCUUGCUCAGUUUUCUGGUUAAAAAAUACGGACAACAUGGAUUUACCAUGUUCUAUUAAAGGAAAGCUUGGAGGUCCGAGUCAGCGUCGUUUAGCUACUUCUGUAACCUCUUCAGUGUUGCAGUGUAUUUGGUCUAUGAGGUGUGUUAGUUCUGUUGUUUCAUGGUGUAACCACUACACCUCUGAUGUUUCUUUUCAUUCAGCAUUUUCAUUCCUCUGGGAAUUCUGUUGGGAAGUUAUCCAGCAUUGUACUUAUGCCACUGAGACUGGAGCUGAGCUUCACUUGGCAGCUUAUGAAGCUCUAGCUUAUGUUCUAGCAGCUCUAUCUACUGCCCCCUUUUCUCAGUUUCUGGAUUUUGUGGAAACAAAGCAAAGAAACCAAACCAUCAUAUUAUCAUUGGAUCUUCUGGCGACCACUUUUCUUGGCAAUAUAAACAAUCUCCUUACAAAUGGAGUCCUAACACGAAGCAGACGAGCUGUUUUAAUGUGUUGGAAGUGGCUUUGUGUAGACUCCCUUUUAUCCAUUCCUAGCUGCUGCGAGGAGAAUGAAUCUCAGAUGAAGACAUCAGGUUCCUUUUAUUCAGAUUCAACCCUCCAGUCCAUCUUUCUUGAUAUUACUGAAAGUCUUGAAAAUGCUGGCGAGAAUUCUGUUGUAUCCAUCCUUAGAUGCGUGAGGUCUGUAUUGGGGCUUAUACACUUAAAUAGGAGCCACCAAAAUUUAUCCUCUCUGGGCAUCAGUUAUGAGAUGAUGAUGCAAUUGGUAAAGUCUUCCUGGGUCUUGCACCUUAGCUGCAAUAAACGCAGGGUCGCACCAAUUGCUGCACUGCUGUCCGCAAUAUUGCACCCAUCAACCUUUCCCAAUUUGGAAAUGCACCAGACAAAUGAAAAAGGGCCAGGCCCUUUGAAAUGGUUUGUCGAGACUCUUCUUAAUGAAGGCUCAAAGAGUCCUCGAACUAUUCGCCUAGCAGCUUUGCACUUGAGUGGUCUAUGGUUGAUGUACCCAAAAACUAUUAGAUUUUACAUGGAGGAACUUAAGCUAUUAGCGUUAUAUGGAUCUGUGGCAUUCGAUGAGGAUUUUGAAGCUGAACUGUCCGAAAAUCAUGAGGCAAGAUUUGAAGUUUCCAUGCUAGCGCAAAGUCCAGACCGUGAAUUCACAGAGGUGUUCAUUAAUACAGAAUUGUAUGCCCGUGUUUCAGUUGCUGCUCUAUUUCAUCAGCUAUGGAAGCAAAUCAAAGAAAAGACCAAAUUGGAGACAGAAGAAGCUCUUGAAUGUGGCAAACUAUUUUUACUUAAACUUCUGGAUUCAGCGGUGAAUGACAAUGAUCUCUCGAAAGAACUUUACAAAAAAUACAGCAGUGUACAUAGGCGGAAAGUUCGCGUGUGGCAGAUGAUAUGUGUUUUGUCAAGCUAUGUAGAGGAAGACAUAGUUGAGAAAGUGACAUCUACUGUUCACACCUGUCUUUAUAGAAAUAACCUACCUGCUGUCCGGCAGUACUUGGAGACGUUUGCUAUACUUAUUUACUUAAAAUUUCCAACACUGGCUGAAGCACAGCUUGUUCCUAUUUUUCAUGACCACGGAAUGCGACAACAGGCACUAUCUUCAUAUGUUUUUAUAGCAGCAAACGUGAUCCUCCAUUCAGGGGAGCUGGUUGUCCAGAGAAAGCAUCUUAAUCAACUGCUUCCUCCAAUAAUUUCAUUCUUAACAUCCCAUCAUCACAGUCUACGUAGUUUCACUCAGGUAAAACUAUGUACUCCCUCCGUCCGGAGCCACUGCCUCCGAUCCUAG
Triticum dicoccoides is the source of this 4493-nucleotide messenger RNA. RefSeq lists its product as uncharacterized. NCBI's taxonomy places the organism in Eukaryota, Viridiplantae, Streptophyta, Magnoliopsida, Poales, Poaceae. The record is from RefSeq and is a predicted model, not a curated record. The transcript has 26 exons. Gene Ontology annotation, biological process: tRNA methylation. Bases 117 to 4493 code for a protein of 1458 amino acids. Gene Ontology annotation, molecular function: tRNA (guanine) methyltransferase activity.